Molecule: messenger RNA, 2718 nt
Organism: Macrobrachium nipponense
Lineage: Eukaryota; Metazoa; Arthropoda; Malacostraca; Decapoda; Palaemonidae
Product: vesicular glutamate transporter 1-like
Biological process (GO): regulation of synapse structure or activity; transmembrane transport; neurotransmitter loading into synaptic vesicle
Cellular component (GO): synaptic vesicle membrane; excitatory synapse
Molecular function (GO): L-glutamate transmembrane transporter activity; neurotransmitter transmembrane transporter activity
Source: RefSeq, a predicted model, not a curated record
AAAGGUGCCAGACUCGCGUCUGGAUCGUCCGCGCCGACGACUUUCUCGCUUGGCGCCACGACGAGUUUCCGUCGCCAGUCCGACACCACACUUCCCAAACCUGGAUCCAUACACCAAGUGACCUAUCCUUCUCUGGUGACCCGGGAUGACCUGACCAACAGGUGACAAGAUUUCAUCCUACUAAACAACAGCAAUAACAACAGUAACAUCAGCCACUACAAUAAUUAACAAAAUUUCAAAAUAACCAGGACACCAACAUCUUUGUAACUUCUAUGUAAGGAAAAAAGGUAAUGCAAAAAGACAUGGCCAGAAGAUCAGGCUUAGGAAGAAAGAAAAUUAUAUAACCUGAUAAGUUCUUAAGUUCAACAUUUGGAUUGUCAAGUCUAAAAAUCAAAGUAAUCUGGAACAGGAAAAUUCGUAGUGCUAUGAUUAGUAUUAUUAAAGUAAGUAAAGAAAUCUGUAAAUAAUAAAAUUUUAGUCCAGCCAUCUUCAUAAGUAAAGAAAUAUACUUGAAUAUAAAUAAAAAGAAAAGAUUUCCGAACGCCCCCGACGCCAAUCGAAGGUCAUCCUGCGCAAGGGAAGGCUCAUCCCAAUGGCUGUGAUAAGACUUUGAGAGCAGAUACCCGCGUGUCAGCCUUGGGACUGCUGGCUCUCGAGUGCGAGCUGUAAGGGAAUAAUUUCAGUGCUUGAACGUUAGAUCGAGAAGAACGUAAAAGGACCCGCCAUUAUGCCCGGACUGGAUGCUCUCAUAGCCCUCAAAGAUCGGGCCAAGGAGGUGAAGGAAAGGCUCUCCGCAAGUAAAAUCAACCUAGACGCACAACGAGAAAGAGGUGUUCAGUAUGAAGAAUUCGAGCUGGAAGCGUCCAAAAUCAAUAACCUCAAAAAUGCAGGGGCGGAAGGAGGAUACGAUGAGGAGAUCGAAAGAGAGAAGCCGCCACUACGAAAAAUCGACCAGUAUUUACCUCCGGACUGUCCUUGUUGCAACAUCACGAAGAGAUUGACUAUGGCCAUCUUAGCUAGUAUAGGUUUUCUCAUAUCAUUCGGCAUCCGAUGCAACAUGGGAGUCGCCGUUGUCCAAAUGACAUCUAAUGAGACAAGUACAGGGGAACGAGAAAUAAACUGGAGCGACGACAUAGUUGGUGUUGUGGAUUCGUCGUUCUUCUGGGGCUAUUUGGUGACUCAGAUCCCCGGCGGACUUAUCGCUAACCGUUACCCGGCUCACAAAGUCUUCGGGACAGCAAUCACAACCUCAGCUGUCCUGAACAUGUUUAUCCCAGCGGCCUCAAGACUACAUCCUGCCGCUGUCAUCUUCGUCAGGAUUCUUCAAGGACUGGUUGAGGUAUGUGUGGCGUGUUCUGGUACUUUUUCUGGUAUUGGCUCGCUUUCGAGAAACCCGCCACACAUCCAACCAUCACCGCCAGGGAGCAACUUUACAUCGAAGAGAGUUUGGGAAAACAGAAUAUCGCGCAGCCGACUUUCUCGACGACCCCCUGGCUGGCUUUCGCUACAUCGAUGCCCGUCUGGGCUAUAGUUGUCGCGAACAUUGCCAGGUCUUGGACGUUUUAUCUUCUGAUCAUAUCUCAGCCCACAUACUUCAAGGAGGUCUUCCAUUACGAUAUAGCCAAGAGCGGCACCAUAUCAGCCCUUCCCCAUUUGGUGAUGACGAUUGUGGUGCCCUUUGGAGGACAGCUGGCGGAUCACUUCCGUAAGAACAACAUCCUCUCCACCACUAACGUCAGGAAGUUAUUCAACUGUGGAGGCUUCGGGCUCGAGGCUGUUUUCCUACUGGUGGUGGCGUAUGCCCGCCGGACUACCAUCGCCAUUUCGGCCCUCACGCUGGCUGUGGGAUUCUCAGGCUUUGCCAUAUCAGGUUUCAAUGUCAACCAUCUCGACAUAGCGCCCAGGUACGCCAGCAUUCUUAUGGGUAUCAGCAAUGGGUUUGGUACCCUAAGUGGGAUGAUACGUCCCAUCGUCGUGGAAGAGUUCACCAAACAUGAGACAGCAGAAGAAUGGCAGAUAGUUUUUCUAAUAGCGUCGAUCAUCCAUUUCCUGGGUAUCAUCUUCUACGGUCUCUUCGCCUCCGGGGAGCUUCAGCCUUGGGCAGAGCCACCCCAGCCCGAAGAAGAGAUGACGGAGAACGCGCCAGCCAUGGGUGGACCUGGCCAACAAAAUGGCAAACUACCUACUUACGGGACGAUGGAAGGAGAACCUGGCAUGACCGACCAGACCUACACUCAGGAGACAUACGCACAGCAAGAUCCAUACGCCCAGCAGCAACAACAAGGUUAUACAAUAACACAACAACAAAGUCAGCCUCAGAUGCCCGAUUACACUACGAGUAACCCUCACAACCCCUUCGCCUCAGCAGCAGCGCCCCCAGUUUCCAAUCCUUUCAGCGGAGGUUUCUCUCAAGAGCCAGUCCAACCUCAGCCAGGCCAAUACACGCAAGGUCAAUACUAGGUUGUCAAGGGUCACCAGAGAUAGUACUAGCGCUCUUUAUAGAACCGGAGCCAGUACUAAGACUAGUUCCAUACUCUAUGCUAGCACUAGAUAUGUUAUUGGUUACACCUAUGUUUGUAGUUUAUAAAGCAAAGUUGUUAUUCAAGCUACAGAGUGGAUAGAAAACUAUUUAUGUUGAAUAGAUAAUUAUUAACCUAGACAAUGAACUCAAGUAUGAAACCUAUAUCAUGAGUAACAAAAAAGUAAAUUUCCUAGUAU